This is a messenger RNA of Plasmodium fragile, 3342 nucleotides long. RefSeq lists its product as uncharacterized. Bases 1 to 3342 code for a protein of 1113 amino acids. The transcript has a single exon. The record is from RefSeq and is a predicted model, not a curated record. Lineage: Eukaryota; Apicomplexa; Aconoidasida; Haemosporida; Plasmodiidae. Gene Ontology annotation, molecular function: ATP hydrolysis activity; ATP binding.
AUGGACACGCAUCAUGUGAACCUGAAUUUUUUCCCGCACGAUGAGGAAGAAGAAAAGGUAAACAUAGCAAGUAAUUUCAACCUGUACUGCUCGCGCGAGCUCCUUAAACAGUUAAAGCUAAAUGAAAAUGACAACGUUGUUAUGUGCCACACGAAGGCAGGAAGGAAGGCAUAUGUCUGCUGCUGCGUGAAGGACUGUACUGAGUUGAUCUCGAAAAAGCAGACAAAGUGGAAUGACGUCUUUGCGAAUACAUUUUUGUUGAACAGUUUGAAAAUUGGCAUAUCGAGCGAAAGUCAGGAGGGGGAGCAGCAGGAUGGUUGUGAAGGCAACGAGCAUGUCAGCAGGGGAAGUAAGUCUGGGAGCAAGAAGCAAACUGACAAAAAGAGCCACAACGUGCGCGUUGAAAUAAGGAAGGCUGAGCUGUACAUCUCCAUCAAAAGAAUAAAACUUGGAGUGCAGGAAAUAAUUAACGAAUCGUAUGAAAAUUUAAAGGACCAUUACCAUGAUGAACAUAGUAGCUAUAUGCUGCAAACCUUUUGGAAUAAUCUGAAAAGUAAGAAUAUGGAGAGGUACAUAAAUCUGUCCUUGUUAAAUACUUGCCUGUUCCCAGGAAACUGCCUCAAAAUUUGUGUGCUCGGUGUGCAAACGCGCUUGACCGUCACAGAGUUGGCCGUCCAAAUGAAAGAUAAGCAACACUGGGACGUGGUCCCUCUGGGUAAGGAUUUCCGCGUCCCCUACAUAAAUCAGAGUACCAAAAUUGUCGUGGAGAGGGCAGCCGCGGUGCCGUCGGAGAGUGCAAGCAGUGAUGCAAACGGCAAUAACGACAGUGAUGCCAACAGUGGUGACAGCGUAACGGGUCCACACCGAGGGGGAAACAGAACCAAUGAAGCGACGCCCAACGAGGGCGCACACCCAGGGGAUAACGCCAAAAAAAUCAAAAAGGGAAAAGACAAAAAUUACCCAGAAAAUACAGAAAGCCGAAAAAAGAAGGGACUAAAAAAAAUAGGGGGGUACCAAAAAAUUAAAGACGAAAUUUAUUACUACAUUUUAUUGCCACUCAUUUAUAAAAAUAUAUAUGAUGAAUUCCACAUCGAUAUAAACAGAGGCAUUUUGCUGCAUGGACCUCCAGGGUGUGGAAAAACCUUCAUCGCUUUGGCAAUCAAGGAGGAGUUACUACUAUUGAGGAGGAAAUUAUCACAAAUGAAGUUGAAGAACAAAAUGAAUCACCUAAUUACAUCAAAAAAGGAGGAGGACGCAACAGAGCAAUGCGGACAGGCACAAACGGGCUGUCACAACCAAAGUGGGAAUUUAAUUGAUGAUCAUCUCAUGGACGAUAUCGUCCUGCCAGAAAUGGAAAUUCUAAAAAGUACAGACCUAAUUGAUAACAACAAUAGUGGGUCGAAGAUUAACGAACUUUUUCUAAGGUGCCAUAAGAGAUACAAAGAAGAAAACAAAUGCUCCAUCGUGUUCAUUGACGAAAUUGAAAUUCUUUGUGAGAAGAGGGAAAAUGCAAAUAUAAAUUUAUAUACUUCUUCUUUGCUUAACAAUAUGGAUGGUAUAAAAAAGAACACACACACCAUUUUAAUAGGGGCAACAAACUACAUUAAUCAAAUGGACUUAGCCUUGAGGAGAAGUGGAAGGUUUGACAAAGACAUCGAGAUAAAUGUACCCAACUUGAAAGACCGAAUUGCUAUUUUUAAGAAAAAGCUAAACAGAAUCCAUCACAACAUAAGUGUUAAGCAAAUUAAAGAAAUUGCAGACUUGUGCCAGUCCUUCACUUGCUCCGAUAUCAACGCGUUAAUAAACGUCUCCAUGUAUAUCUAUUUGAGGGAAAAUCGUGUUGUGUCUCGCAAGGCGUUUAGAGGGACCUUGCGGGGUUCGCACAACGGGGAGGGGGUCGAAGAAGAAGGAAAAAAAGGGCAAAAGGGAAGCGAAAAUAAAGGGGAAGAAUCGGGGGAACAUAACGCGGCAGCAAAGGCAACCCAGGGAGUAUUCCAACCUGGCGAAGCAGCGCACCUCCUCAAAUACAAACACCUACUGAAGGGGCUAAAAUAUGUGAAGCCCUCCGGCAUGAAAGAACUUUACGUAGAUAUCCCCAAGACAAGAAUCAAAGACAUAGGGGGCUACCAAUUUGUGAAGAGGUGCAUUAAGGAGUGUUUAAUAUACCCCAAAAAAUACAAACAUGUGUACGAAAAAUACAAUAUACAAAGCCCCAAGGGCAUAUUGCUGUAUGGCCCCCCAGGGUGUUCCAAAACUCUAUUCGCAAAAGCAAUAGCUAGCGAAAUAAACAUGAAUUUCAUCAGUGUUAAGGGGCCAGAAAUUUUUUCUAAAUAUGUUGGAGAAUCUGAAAAGACAAUUAGAAAUAUAUUUAAGAAAGCUCGGGAAAACAAUCCCUGUGUAAUUUUCUUUGACGAAAUUGACUCCAUCGCGGUGAACAGAAAUUUGAACCAAAAUUUUGUCACCAACAGGGUCCUAUGUCAGCUGCUAAACGAAAUUGACGGAAUUUACAACCGAGUCGAUGUAAUAAUUUUGGCAGCCACCAACCGACCCGAUCUUAUCGAUCCUGCUUUGUUAAGACCAGGAAGGUUCGAUCGAAUUAUUUAUGUCCCCCUCCCAAAUUAUAAGUCCAGAUUAUCUAUUCUUAGGAAGACUCUAAAGUUUUACAAAAUUAAUAAUAUGAUAAAUGGACGGGCGGGAAAUGACUCCCCAAGUAAUUCCUGCGUGGGGAACUCUCCACCCUUGAAAAGGAACCUUGCAUCACAAGGGAGAGAAAACGCAUCGCACCGGAAUCCUUCUUCAGACACGGAUAAAAUGCACACUAUGGAAAAACUACAAAUGAAGAACGAAAAACAUUAUGUUGAUUGUGACUUGGAUUCGUGUACCCCUACGAACGCCAUGCUACAGAACGAAGAGAAACCGCCAAAUGGGAUCGAUCUUUCCAUAUGUGAAAAAAGUGGGGGAAAUGAUAAAAAGAUAAAUGAAGAACAAUUUCCAGAGGGGGUGAACAACAGCUGUCAUGUGAAGGGGGACCACCAAAAGGAACCCCUCCUCCCUCAUGAUAACAAUUUCAAAGAGCUGUGCCAAUUCUUGGCCAAGAAAACAAAAAAGUAUAGCGGGGCGGAAAUUGUAAAUAUUUGCAGAGAAGCAUCCAUAUGUGCAUUACGAGAGACUCUGAAAAAGUGCAGAAAUGAAAAACAAAUGCAGAGGGGAUCCUUCCCCAGAAGUUCUUUGGUUAGUUUAAGCAAAGAGCAUUUUGUGAAAGUCUUAAAAAAAAUUAAACCGCAAACAUCCGACAAGCUUAUAAGGUUCUAUAAAAAGUAUAACGAACAAAAAAAACGGUAA